Salvia miltiorrhiza (redroot sage) is the source of this 3867-nucleotide messenger RNA. RefSeq names its product type II inositol polyphosphate 5-phosphatase 15-like. The record is from RefSeq and is a predicted model, not a curated record. Gene Ontology annotation, biological process: phosphatidylinositol dephosphorylation. The transcript is spliced from 10 exons. NCBI's taxonomy places the organism in Eukaryota, Viridiplantae, Streptophyta, Magnoliopsida, Lamiales, Lamiaceae. Bases 138 to 3641 code for a protein of 1167 amino acids. Gene Ontology annotation, molecular function: protein binding; phosphatase activity.
UAAUUUUAUAUUAUUAUAUCGUGAUGCAAAAACAGAAAUUAACAAUAAAUCGAAUUCUCCGCUUCACUCGUCUCUCUUUCUCUAAAAUCUCGAAACAGAAUCUCCAAAUUCUCCGGCGAAACCCCUAAAUCUCCGUCAUGGACGACCAAAACGACGACGCUUUGACCCGCCGCACCAAUUUCCGCACUUACUCGGAGAAUUUCGCCGUCCGCUCCGAUUCCGACGACGAGUACUCCACCGGCACCGGCGCCGGCGCCGGAGAAGUCGCCUCCGGGAAGGUGGGAAUCGACGAGGCGGCAUUGAAUUACCAGAAGGCGCCCAGAGUCUUCGACCGUUUCUACAACUCGUCGUCGGAGGAGGAAGAUGAGGAUGAGGUCAGUAGCUCUUCGAAUUACCAGCGGCGAUUGGAUUACAUGCUCCAGUUUCUGGACCGGAAGCUCUCCACUUCGUCGUCUCCUGACCAGCCGCUGCCGGAGCACACCGCUUCCGGCGGCGGGGUCGGGAUUUUCAGGCCGCCCGUUCGGGCGCCGGUUCAUCCGAACCGGCCGCCGAGCAUCGAGGUGAGGCCGCACCCGUUGAGGGAGACUCAGGUGGGGCGGUUUCUCAGGAGGAUUGUCACGGUGGAUGAUGGCGAUGGGCCGCAGAUGUGGGCCGGGUCGGAGAGUGGGAUCAGGGUAUGGGAUUUGAAGAAUGACAUUUAUAGUGGGGGAAAGGAGGGGGAAGAGGAGGGUACGGUGAGGUAUUGGGAGUCGGCACCGGUAACUGCAUCUGCUCUAUGUUUGGUGGGAGAUGGAGGGAAUAGAGUUGUGUGGAGUGGGCAUAAGGAUGGAAGGAUUAUGUGUUGGAAGAUGAUGGAUUUUUCGAGUGCGAGUGGAAGAGGGACUGGUGUGAAUAGGAAUGGAUUUCAGGAGGUGUUUUCGUGGCAGGCGUAUCGAGGGCCGGUGCUAUCCAUGGUUGUGAGCUCUUAUGGGGAUAUAUGGUCUGGUUCUGAGGGUGGUGCAGUGAAGAUCUGGCCUUGGGAAGCUCUUGAGAAGUCUCUUUCCCUUACAGUUGGAGAAAAACACAUGGCUUCCUUGCUGGUAGAGAGAUCAUAUAUUGACUUAAGGAGCCAAGUCACACAGAAUGGUGCCUAUGACAACAUAUUUUCUUCAGAUAUCAAGUAUAUGUUAUCGGAUCUUGUCGGGGCAAAGGUUUGGACUGCCAGUUAUCAGUCAUUUGCUUUGUGGGAUGCUCGAACCAAAGAAUUUUUGAAAGUAUUUAACAUUGACGGUCAGAUUGAGAACAUGUCAAAUGAUUCUUUGAUGGAGGAUGAGAUGAGAAUGAAGUUUGUAUCUGGUUCAAAAGAAAAGAUACAGAAUUCUUUUAAUUUCUUUCAACGUUCACGGAAUGCUAUAUUAGGAGCAGCAGAUGCUGUUCGUCGAGCUGCAGCAAAAGGAGGUUUUGGAGAUGACAAUAGGCGUAUAGAAGCAUUGGUUGCAACAGUUGAUGGAAUGAUUUGGAUUGGAUGUGCAAGUGGGUUACUUGUCCAAUGGGAUGGGGAUGGCAACCGCUUGCAAGAUCUUCAGCACCACGCUUUUGCUGUCCAAAGUCUCUGUACAGUUGGGGCUCGAAUAUGGGUAGGUUAUAUAAGUGGCAUUUUGCAGGUUCUAGACCUCAGUGGUAAGUUGCUUGGACAAUGGAUGGCUCAUCAAAGCCCUGUGAUAGAUUUAGCUUUUGGGGCUGGUUAUAUGUUUACCUUGGCUAAUCAUGGUGGUAUUCGUGGAUGGAGCAUCAGUUCUCCUGGACCACUUGACAGUAUUUUUCGUACUGAGUUGUCUGGAAAGGAAUUUCUAUACACAAGUCUGGAGAAUGUGAAGAUUAUGGCUGGGACAUGGAAUGUUGCACAAGGAAGAGCAGCCCCUGAUUCCCUAAUAUCAUGGCUUGGCUCAUCAGCUGCAGAUGUUGACAUUGUUGUCGUUGGGUUACAGGAGGUGGAAAUGGGUGCUGGUUUUCUCGCCAUGUCUGCUGCUAGAGAAACGAUGGGUCUUGAGGGUAGUUCUGCAGGGCAAUGGUGGCUAGAUAUGAUUGGAAAAACAUUGGAUGAGGGAUCCACCUUUUCACGUGUUGGCUCAAGGCAGUUGGCUGGUUUGCUUAUCUCUGUGUGGGCUAGGAACCACAUUCAAGGCCAUGUCGGAGAUGUUGAUGUUGCUGCAGUUCCUUGUGGUUUGGGCCGAGCAAUUGGAAAUAAGGGAGCUGUUGGGCUGAGGAUGAGAGUGUAUGGUCGGGUGAUGUGCUUUGUGAAUUGUCAUUUUGCUGCGCACUUAGAGGCUGUUAACCGUCGAAAUGCUGAUUUCGAUCAUGUCUAUCGAACAAUGUUUUUCAGUAGGCCAUCCAGUAUUUUAAAUGCUGCUUCUGGUAUGGUGCUGCAUUUAGUCUUAUGUUGCUUGCUUGCCUGCUCAAUGUUAUUAUUAUCACUUCUUUAUGGUUCGAGCUUGCCAUUGGUCCUUUGUAUUGCAGUGGGUGUCUCAUCUGCAGUUCAAGUGCUUCGCACUACAAAUGCUGUGAGUGUUAAUCCGGUGGAAGUUGUUCCUGAGCUUUCUGAAGCAGACAUGGUUGUGUUUCUGGGAGACUUCAACUAUCGGCUGGAUGGCAUAUCCUAUGACGAAGCAAGAGAUUUUGUUUCGCAAAGAUGCUUUGAUUGGCUUAGAGAAAGAGAUCAGUUGCGAGCAGAAAUGAAAGCAGGCAAUGUCUUCCAAGGAAUGCGGGAAGCUGUUAUCAGGUUUCCUCCAACAUACAAAUUUGAAAAACACCAACCUGGUUUGGCAGGGUAUGACUCUGGAGAGAAGAAACGGAUUCCUGCCUGGUGUGACAGAAUUUUGUUUCGUGAUAGCCGUUCAGCUUCAGUGUCUACCUGCAGCUUAGACUGCCCGGUAGUUGCAUCUGUGUUGCACUAUGAAGCUUGCAUGGAUGUAACCGACAGUGAUCACAAGCCUGUCCGUUGCAUUUUUAAUGUGGAGGUAGCUCGAGUUGAUGAGACGGUAAGAAGGCAAGAGUUUGGAGAGAUCAUCAGAUCAAAUGAGAAAGUAAAGCAUCUGCUUGAAGAACAAGCCAAAGUUCCAGAAGCAAUUGUCAGCACCAAUAACAUAAUCCUUCAGAACCAGGAUACGUCCAUCUUGCGCAUCACAAAUAAAUGCAGAAAAGACAAAGCUAUUUAUGAAAUAAGUUGUGAAGGGCUAUCUACAAUUGACAAAGACGGACACGCAUCUGAUCAUCGCCCAAGAGGUUCUUUUGGCUUCCCCAGGUGGCUUCAGGUGAAUCCUGCUUGUGGAAUUAUCCAAGGAGACCAGACUGCUGAAAUAGCAAUCAGACACGAAGAAUUCCAAACAUUGGAAGAAUUUGUGGAUGGUGUCCCACAAAAUUUUUGGUGUGAAGAUGCGAGGGAUAAGGAAGCUAUGCUACUAAUAAAAGUGGGUGGUAGCUGCACAACAAAGGCCAAAUGUCACCGUAUCCGUGUGCGUUACAGCAUUACUGGCAAGCGUACACCUAUGAACCGCAAGGCCAACAACCCCAUUCCCUCCCAAACAAAUCUCCUCCGUUCUGAUUUCAAGAUAAGUGGUUCAUGCGAUGUGGUUCACCAGCUACGGAAUCUAAACACUCCUUGAUUUUAAUCAUACUCUACCAUUGUGCGCGACAACAGAUUUAUCCGCUCAUUAUGGCAAAUCUUAUGCCAUCAAAGGGCGACGGCCCAGGGCCCCAAAAAAUUUAGGGCCCAAUUUUUUAAUAUAUAGGCUUUAUGUAUACUAAAAAAUAUUAGAUAACAUAAUUUAUUGUCAAAAAUUCAAAGUUCAAUUUAAAAUGAAUUUCAAAUUAAUUUGAUGAUAAUUUUGU